GCCUCUACAGUAUUCACCGCAAUUGAAUGAUCGAAGGGAUGGGGCGGCCCAUUCAUUCUGAUUUCUGACCAGGUCCAUUAAUUAAUAUAUUUGGCUCCUGUAUCUGCCUCGAACUCGAUCAUCUUCCUCUCCUUCAUACAACUACAAGCGCACUGAACAAAGAAGGGAAAAUGGUGAUCUCAGGCGCUGGCGAGGUGUCUACCAAGUCUGCAUCGGAUUUUGACCGAAUGAAAGAAUUGAAGGAAUUUGAUGACUCGAAAGCUGGUGUUAAAGGACUCGUAGACUCUGGGAUUGUGAAGGUCCCUCGUAUAUUCAUCGACCCAUCACUUAAAUCCGAUGAGAAGCUGGUUAUUUCAAGUGAGAAACGUUCUACGAUUCCGGUCAUAGACCUGAGUGGCAUCCACGAAGAUGCUGUUCGACGGAAAGACGUCGUCGACCAAGUCCGACAUGCAUCGGGGACAUGGGGCUUCUUUCAGGUGGUGAAUCAUGGAAUCCCUACCAGUGUUUUGGAUGAGAUUCUUCAAGGGGUUCGUAGAUUCAACGAGCAAGACGUUGAUGUAAGAAAGAGAUUUUACAGUCGCGACACCAAGAAAAAGGUGGUUUACAAUAGCAACUUCGUUUUGUAUCAGUCAGCAGCAGCUAAUUGGAGGGAUACCUUGUAUUGCGUCAUGUCUCCUAAUCCUCCGAGCCCUGAAGAAAUUCCUCAAGUGUGCAGAGAUAUAAUGAUCCAAUACUCAGGGCAGGUUGAAAGAUUGGCAGUUACAUUGUUGGAGUUACUGUCUGAAGCUUUGAUGCUUAAACCAAGUCACCUAGUAGACAUGGGGUGUGCCGAGAGUCAUGCCAUUUUAUGUCAUUACUACCCUGCCUGCCCAGAGCCUGAAUUGACAAUGGGAACCAGCAAGCAUGCCGACAACGAUUUUAUGACCAUCCUUCUACAAGACCAGAUUGGUGGCCUCCAAGUGCUGCAUCAAAACCACUGGGUUGAUGUGCCCCCUCUGCGUGGGGCUCUAGUAGUCAACAUUGGAGAUCUUUUGCAGCUUAUUUCAAAUGAUAGACUUAGAAGCGUGGAACAUAGAGUAGUUGCAAACAACGUAGGCCCCAGAGUGUCGGUGGCUUGCUUCUUCCCUACAUCGGUUCAGGAAUCCAUCAAGAGGUAUGGCCCAAUCAAGGAGUUGCUAUCAGAGGAGAAUCCCCCUAUUUACAGGGAAAUUACGAUCCCAGAGUUUAGUUCAUACUUCUAUUCAAAAGGACUUGAUGGCAGCCCUAUGUUAGAUCAUUUCAAGUUGUGACGACUGACGAGACGUCGUCUAUACAUUCAUAUAUUUACCUCUUCGUCUCUCUACUCUACUCGUUGAUUGAUGAGAAUGCGUAAGUUCAAGCACAUGAAAUUGUUUUAGUCUACUGUUUUCGAUGCUCGUGGUCGUGGUCGUGGGUGGCGUUCGGACUUAACCGAAGCACUAUCCUAGUAUCCUAUGGUAAAUUUGGUUUUUUAAAGAGUAGAGAUAAGAAAACUCUAAUUAUAGAAUAAAUUUGUGGAAAAAAGGCAAAUUAUUUGUAUUUAUUGGAUACCUGUGCCUCAUGAUGUUUUUAAUUUAAGUUCUUCACAGAUUGUUCGGUGUUGAUUUUAUUCAACGAAAUGUAAUAGGAUUUUUGAACUACAUUUUAAGUUUUUAACAGA
Messenger RNA from Nelumbo nucifera (sacred lotus), 1678 nucleotides. RefSeq names its product 1-aminocyclopropane-1-carboxylate oxidase homolog. Lineage: Eukaryota; Viridiplantae; Streptophyta; Magnoliopsida; Proteales; Nelumbonaceae. The record is from RefSeq and is a predicted model, not a curated record.